Aspergillus terreus NIH2624 is the source of this 5703-nucleotide messenger RNA. RefSeq lists its product as uncharacterized. NCBI's taxonomy places the organism in Eukaryota, Fungi, Ascomycota, Eurotiomycetes, Eurotiales, Aspergillaceae. Gene Ontology annotation, cellular component: membrane. The transcript is spliced from 12 exons. Gene Ontology annotation, molecular function: ATP binding; ABC-type transporter activity; ATP hydrolysis activity. Gene Ontology annotation, biological process: transmembrane transport. The coding region runs from base 1 to 5703 and encodes 1900 amino acids. The record is from RefSeq and is a predicted model, not a curated record.
AUGGCCGAGGAAAGACCCUCAACAACCGGAUCUACCGCCACCAAGAAUGAACUCAGUCGGACAUCGAAGUCCAGUGAGGAGGAAGUAUCCGGGGAGAAACAACAAAACGAUGUCGAGUCGAUAAUCCACAGACUGGCGAGCCGCAUCUCGAAUUGCGUCGGGGCCGAAGGAUCGACCCAACCUUCCUACAACAAUCCUUUCCAGCCUCUCCCUGGCUCGAAACUUGACCCUCAAUGCUCCAGCUUCGACACUCGGGCGUGGGUGGAAGCCCUCGUUCAUUAUGAAAGCGAGGAUCUCGAUGCAGGACGGCGUAGAAAGUCUGGUGUGGCUUUCCGCGACCUCUCGGUAUACGGCUUUGGCAUGUCCACAGACUAUCAAAAAACCGUGGGAAACAGCAUCCUUUCUCUAACAGCGCCACGACGCAAACGACGGGUAGAUAUCCUCCAUGGCCUGGACGGGCUUGUGAACGCUGGAGAAAUGCUUUUGGUUCUUGGACCACCGGGUUCCGGGUGUUCGACCUUGUUGAAAGCCAUUGCCGGGCACAUGGAAGGCUUAUCUUUGGGUGACGAGACUACAAUGAACUAUCGAGGCAUAUCAUUCAAAGAAAUGCACAGCUACUUCCGAGGCGAAGCCAUUUAUGUAGGGGAGAACGACGUGCAUCUCCCGAUGCUGUCAGUCGGGGACACCCUCUCGUUUGCAGCCCAUGCCAGAGCUCCACGAGCGUUGCCGGUUGGCCUGAAGGCCCAGCAGUACUCGAACCUCCUGCGAGAUGUCAUCAUGGCUAUAUUUGGCAUAUCCCAUACGAAAACCACUGUUGUUGGCAACGAUUUCAUUCGGGGGAUCAGUGGAGGAGAAAGAAAACGGGUGAGCCUUGCCGAAGCAGCCCUGAGUGACGCCGCCCUGCAAUGUUGGGAUAACAGUACGCGCGGGCUGGACAGCGCCAAUGCGGUUGAAUUCUGCAAAACGCUGCGGACCUCUACCGAACUGCUCCAAACAUCGGUCCUGGUCUCCCUCUAUCAAGCGCCUGAGGAGGCGUAUAAUGUAUGUACCCCUCUCGGAUCCCUUCGCGUUGAAGAAGGAUUGGCUAACCAUUUGGAUGCGAGGAAGAUAUUCGACAAAGUCCUGCUUCUGUACGAAGGGCGACAAAUCUUCUUUGGGCCCACAUCUGAAGCAGGCGCUUACUUUGAAGAGUUGGGCUUUCAGCAACCGGAGCGGCAAACGACCGCCGACUUCCUCACCUCAAUGACAAGCCCGAAGGAGCGUCGUGUGCGACCAGGGUUUGAACGCACAGUCCCCAAAACUGCAUUGGAGUUCGAAGAAAGAUGGAAGAAAAGCCAGCAGCGCCAGCAGCUGAUGCGUUCAAUUGCGGAGUAUGAAAGGGACUUCAGCUUGAGAAGUAAAUAUCUGGACGACUUCGUGGAGUCACGCAGGGCCCAACAGGCCAGCGGACAACGAAUUCGAUCCCCAUAUACCCUCUCCUACUUGCAGCAGACGACAUUGUGUCUUUGGCGCGGAUGGAAGCGUCUGCUUGCAGAUCCGUCCUUGACCUACAUCCAGCUGGGAGGCAACACCAUCAUGGCUCUGGUCUUGGGCAGUAUCUUCUUCAACCUGCACGAUGACACCAAUAGCUUCUACGGCCGGGGUGGACUGAUCUUCUUUGCUCUGCUUCUCAGCGCCUUUGCCAGCGUCCUAGAGAUCUUGACGCUAUACGAACAGCGGCCUGUUGUGGAGAAACACAAACAGUUCGCUCUCUAUCACCCUUCUGCGGAGGCGGUUGCCAGCAUGCUGACCGACAUCCCGUACAAAUUGCUCAAUACUCUCUGCUUCAAUCUGACGCUAUACCUGAUGGCAAACCUACGUCGAGAAGCCGGCCCCAUUUUCUUUUUCCUUUUAGUUGCGUUCCUGAGCACGGUUGUGACAUCAAGCCUGUUCCGCACCAUCGCAUCGGUAUCCCGUACCAUGUCCCAGGCUAUGGUGCCAGCCGCUAUCUUGGUCCUGGGCUUGAUCAUGUACACUGGCUUCACCAUGCCGACCGCCUACAUGCCGGGAUGGUCGCGGUGGAUAGCCUAUGUCAAUCCACUCAGUUAUGCGUUCGAGUCAUUGAUGAUCAAUGAGUUUCACGAUCGCAAGUUCUCCUGCUCGGUCAUCGUUCCAACAGGAGCAGAAUACAGCACCGCAGGUGCGGUCAACCGGGCCUGCACGGAGGUCGGCAACAUACUCGGUUCCACGAUGGUGCAGGGGGACCUGUACAUAGGCGAAAAGUUCAACUAUUAUCAUGCCAAUAAAUGGCGGAACGUGGGUAUAUUGAUAGCUUUCUGGGUUCUCCUUACAGCCGCUUACCUCGCCGCGACUGAACUGCUCGGUAUGGCUAAGAGCAAAGGCGAGAUAUUGCUCUUCCGACGCAGCCACUUUAACGAUAAAAGAGUUACGCGCCGAAUGGCCGAGGCCAACGAUGAGGAGGCCCUCAAGCCCCAAGUUGCGCCGGUGGCGCUGACAGGUCCGCCGGAUGCGACUACAAGGACGCAUGCUCCUCCUAGUGAAGGCCAGGUCUUCCAUUGGCAAGAUGUGUGUUAUGAUGUUAAGCAGAAAGGCGAGACCCGGCGGAUCCUGGACCACGUCGAUGGCUGGGUCGAACCCGGAACCUUGACCGCGUUGAUGGCAAGUUUCUUCCUGUGUAGAGGUGUUUCCGGCGCUGGCAAAACCACUCUCCUCAACGUCCUCGCUGACCGCGUGAUGACUGGGGUCGUUACCGGGGACAUGUACGUGGAUGGGAUACCACGAGAUGUUUCCUUCCAGCGCAAAACGGGAUACGUGCAGCAACAGGAUGUCCAUCUCUCAACAUGCACCGUGCGAGAAUCUCUCGAGUUCAGUGCCCUUCUACGCCAGCCCGCGAACGUUCCACCGGAAGAAAAGCGUGCCUAUGUGGACGAAGUAAUCCGGCUCCUCGAGAUGGAGGAGUACGCGGAUGCGAUCGUUGGAGUCCCAGGCGAGGGACUGAAUAUCGAACAGCGGAGACGCCUUACUGUCGGAGUUGAACUAGCCGCAAAGCCCGAAUUGCUCCUUUUCUUGGAUGAGCCGACUUCAGGGCUAGAUUCGCAGACGUCGUGGGCGAUCUGCCAGCUACUCAAACGACUUGCACGCAGUGGCCAGGCGAUUUUGUGCACAAUCCACCAGCCCUCGGCCAUCUUAUUCGAACAGUUCGACAACUUGCUUCUCCUCGCAAAAGGUGGCAAGACCGUGUAUUUUGGAGUCUGGCGCGACUCGCACGAGCAUCGUUCCGUCAAGGAAAGGCUGGAUGGGAUUCGCCAAUCGCGGAUUACCGAAGACAAAGAACCUCCAAUCCUGCCACUCGGUCAGCCAAAAGAUACCGCUUAUGCGGCGCCUUUUGUCCGCCAGUGGUGGCUCGUUCAGCAACGGGUCGCAGCACAGUAUUGGCGAACUCCAUCAUAUAUCUAUUCCAAAAUCGCCCUCACCGUGGGUUCGGCGUUGUUUAUUGGCUUCAGCUUCUUCCAUGCGCCAAACACCAUCCAAGGCCUCCAGAAUCAGAUGUACGCCGUGAUGAUGUUAUUGAGCAUGUAUGGGCAACUCAGUGAACAGAUCAUGCCUCAAUUCAUCAGCCAACGGGAAGUCUACGAGGAGCGGGAAAGGCCUUCGAAGAUAUACGACUGGAAAGUGCUGAUCCUGAGCAACCUCACGAUUGAGAUGCUUUGGAAUACCUUGAUGGCUGUGAUGGCCUACUUUUGCUGGUACUACCCCAUCGGGCUAUACCAGAAUGCUGUCCCCACGCACGAAGUCGCCUCGCGCGGCGGCCUGACCUUCUUGCUGAUCUGGGCCUUCAUGAUGUUUACGAGCACCUUUACCCAUGUGCUUGUUGCUGGCAUGGACAGUGCCGAUUCAGCCGGAAGCUUGGGAAAUAUCUGCUAUAUGCUGUGCAUCACCUUCUGCGGCAUCCUUGUGAAAAAAGCCUCCCUGCCUGGCUUCUGGACGUUCAUGUACUAUGUCUCGCCGUUCACCUGGCUGGCCUCGGGCCUUCUAUCGGCCGGCGUCGCCAAUGUGCAGGUUGUGUGUGCAGCGAACGAAUAUGUCAAGUUCCUCCCGCCGGCAGGCGAGUCGUGCAGCACUUAUAUGGCCGCCUAUAUUGCUUCAUCCGGCGGGUAUCUGGUCGACCCAGACAACACCAACCAGUGCGAAUACUGCCCGCUGAGAAGUACAGAUGAUUAUCUUCGUACAGUGAAUAUCCGAUUUGAGGAUGCGUGGAGGAAUUGGGGAAUCGUCCUGGCAUAUGUCGUUGUGAAUGCGCUUGGGGCUCUGGCGAUAACUUCGCCUGCAGUUUCCUUGCAACAACUUCUCCCAAACAACAACCUCGCAACAGCGACAAUGGGCGCAAAAAUUCCAGAAACAACCGUCAAAAAUGGGGAGGCUCUUCUCGAGCAUACCGCCACCAACGCCGACACUCCAGAAGAGUUGGAAGUGCUUGAGAAACGCCUCCGCCGCAAAAUCGACCUGCGACUGUGCUCGAUCUGUGGGAUCCUAAUGAGCCUGAACCUCGUCGACUCGGGCAUCCUCUCGUCCGCUUCAGUGACAAGCUUAUUCGACGAUCUACACCUAUACGGCAGCCGAUACUCGGUCUCCAUCUUCAUCUUCUCCAUUGCGCUGGUCGCAUGCCAGUUGCCCGGUGCCUUGGCUGUACGCUGGCUGGGCCCACGCGUCCUGUUAAGCGCCACGACCGUCUGCUUCGGCCUCGUCACCCUGUGCACGGCGUUCAUCCAGACCUGGCAGCAGAUGAUCGCCAUGCGUGUGCUGCUGGGCAUCGCCGUCGCCCCCGUCCUCCCGGGGGCAAGCUACCUCGUCAGCUCGUGGUAUCCGCGGCGCGAGCAGGGCCUGCGCUACGCCAUCCUCCAGGUGUUCCAGACCUGCGUCAUGGCCACCGGGACUCUCAUCAGCUUCGGGCUCAACCACCUCGACGGCCGCGCCGGCCUGCGCGGCUGGCGCUGGAUGUACCUCGUCCAUGGUCUCGCAGCCACUGUCAUCGGCAUCGUCAGCUACUGGUGGAUGGUCGACUUCCCGGAGAACGCGCAAAAGAGUUUUUGCUUCCUGUCGGAGAAGGAGACGCAGCUGGUGGUGGCACGCAUCGAUCGCGACCGCCGCGAUGUCAUCGCUGAGCACUUCGCCUGGCGCCGCAUCCUUGUCCACCUCGUCGACCCCAAGGCCUACCUCUUCGCCACUAUGGGCUUCGUCGGAAACAUGGUUUCCACAACCCUCAGCUACUUCCUCCCCAUCAUCAUCCAGGGCAUGGGCUUCUCCAGCAACAUGGCCAUCCUGCUGUCCACGCCACCAUACUACUGGGCCGUGAUCCCGGUCGUCUGCACCUGUUUCCUGGCGGACCGAUGGCGCCUCCGCGGCCCGUUCGUCGUCUUCAACUGCAGCUGCAUCAUUGCCGGCAUUCUGAUGAUUGGGCUGCCUCCGGAAAGUGAGGUCGCCCGCCGCUACGCCGGCGCCUUCCUCGGCACGGGGGCGUUCGUGUCGAACUGGGCAAUGCAGUACGCCUACCUGGCCAACAACAUGGCCGGCCAGUGGAAGCGCGCGACCUCCAUUGCGAUCGUCACCACCUUUCAGGGAUUGGGCGCCGUGGCGGGGAGUUACGUUGUGCGGCAGCAGGAGGCGCCGCGGUAUCCGACUGCUGUGUGGGCGAUUACUGGGUGA